Messenger RNA from Fibroporia radiculosa, 1179 nucleotides. RefSeq lists its product as uncharacterized. The transcript is spliced from 5 exons. Bases 1 to 1179 code for a protein of 392 amino acids. The record is from RefSeq and is a predicted model, not a curated record. NCBI's taxonomy places the organism in Eukaryota, Fungi, Basidiomycota, Agaricomycetes, Polyporales, Fibroporiaceae.
AUGGGUCAAAAUCACUCCAAAUCAUCCUCGCGAACUGCCACCGUCAACUCGCUCGACUCAAUAUCAAAGCCAAAGGCGUUGGCAGCAACAGCCGGUUACAAUGAUUAUUCCAAGGACUCCCCCGACAGCACUGGUUCAAGUUCCGUUCACAGACGAGCGACUGCACAUGCCUCCAACUCUCAUUCAUUGCUAAGUCUCCCUGGAUCAAAUUCAGCUGCACAUAGACGAAGCAAAUCUGCUGUGGUACAACCUGCACACAAUCGUGAAUCCGCGCCACCUCCAUAUGCUAUCGCUGUGGCGAGCACCGAAGGCAGCUCUAUUUCGGAUUCCCUCACUGUCCCUCAGCUUAGCGAACAUGCCUCUCGGAGAAACAGCUGGGGAAGUAGUACGCCCGGCUCUCAGCCACCUAAUGCGCAAUCUCAUCGCCAUUCCCAUGUCAUUCCGGCCGGGGUGCCACCAAUUGCGUCUAGUGCAGAGCGGGUGGAGGCGCUGCGGAGGCCGAUGCGGCAGAACAGCGUCGAGAAUGCGCUUGACACGCUAAGAAAAUACAAUACGGUAAUUAUUGUCGAUGACUCUGGGUCAAUGCAGGGUGAAAGAUGGCGGGAGGCCCGAGAUGCACUUGCUCCAUUGGCAGAUAUUGCGUCAAAAUAUGACGCCGAUGGCGUCGACGUAUGCUUUUUGAACGACAAGCAUAGUUCUGAAACUGUGAGGCGUAUAUUUGAUCACGUUCGACCUAGGGGCAUCACGCCCAUCGGCGAGAAGCUCGAGGAACUAUUACUGUUCUACCUUGACAGCCUCGAGUAUGCCAAGAGCAAAUACGAUGCCGGCGAUCUCAAAGCGAUGAAGUCGAUCAGACCAGUGAAUUAUAUUGUUAUCACCGACGGUGCUCCAACCGAUGACCCUGAGGCUGUCAUUGUUGCUGCCGCAAGGCGUCUUGAUAAACACAACUUUCCUUUGAACCAGGUGGGAAUUCAAUUUGUUCAGAUAGGUGACAGUCCCGACGCAACGGCGUUUCUGCAUGAGCUAGACGACUGUUUGAGCCAGACGUAUGGCAUUCGCGACAUCGUGGACACCACGCCGUAUCUAGGAGGGCAAUUAAGUGCCGAUAUGAUAAUCAAAAUUCUGCUCGGGGGGAUAAACAGACGAGUGGAUCGGAGAGGUGCCGAAAGUGUUUUAUGA